Molecule: messenger RNA, 354 nt
Organism: Closterium sp. Naga37s-1
Lineage: Eukaryota; Viridiplantae; Streptophyta; Zygnematophyceae; Desmidiales; Closteriaceae
Source: the annotation of a GenBank genome assembly
AUGCCACUCCGACACCCAUGCCACUCUUCUGCGCCCUCUGCUCCGCUCCUCUCCACUACUGCCGUGCCACUCUUCAAAACUCCUGCUACGGCUGACAAUCCUACUUUUGCUCCUGCUUCUCCAGCUGCUGCUGCUGCUGCUGCUGCUGCUGCUGCUGCUGCUGCUGCUGCUGCUGCUGCUGCUGCUGCUGCUGCUGCUGCUGCUGCUGCUGCUGCUCCCCAUUCCUCAACCUCCUCCUCUGCUCCCAUCACUACACACAAAAACACUCUCCUCAUCGCGCUCUCCUCCCCUGCAUCUGCUCUGCAGCAACUCCACUUGAGCCUUGCUGCUACCUCCGAGUCCCUCCCAGAGUAG